AUGUUGUCAAGACGAAUCUCAAAUCAUCUGGUUCACCAGCGAACCCGUCGUCUUCUCACUCACUCCUCCGUCCAAGGCGCGCUUCAGCCACCUUUAGUUCACACAACCCUACCGGACUACUUUGCCUCCAAGAUCCUCGCCGAACAUAGUACUCGUCCGGCCCUUGUUUGCCGCAAAGAGUCACCACACGAACAUGGCGGCCCUCUGUCUCACAAUCUCGGCCGGGCUGAUCGUCUUGCGUGGUCAUUUCAAGAAUUCGAUAGUAAAAUCAAUGCUCUUGCCCGAGGUCUGUUGGCCAUGGGUGUCCAACCCGGGGAGCGAGUGGGAGUCUUAAUGGGCAAUAACAGCGCGUAUGCGAUGCUCCAAUGGGCAUGUGCUAGUAUCGGAGCAAUACUAGUCACCAUAAACCCAGCCUACAGGGUUCAUGAGCUGGCAUCAGUAUUGAACCUAGUGGGAGUGUCUCGACUCUUCAUUGUUCCCCGCAUUCGCUCGUCCUCCUACCUUGACAUGGUGGUCUCCAAAUUCCCGGAACUACGCGGGUCACCCGCUGGAAAUCCAAUUCAGCUUGAAGAGCUUCCUGCUCUGCGCGACAUUAUCGUUGUCGACAACACUGGUCAGUUCUCCGCUGAGGCCGAGAAAUUACGGUUUAAAAACUGGAUUGAUUGGCGGGAGAUUCUUAUUUGGGACGAGUCUGCAUCAGAAAGUCGCGUCCAAAAGCGCAUCGAACGCGGUCUGAACAAGGACGACGUAAUUAAUCUUCAGUUUACGAGUGGCACCACUGGAGCACCCAAGGCAGUCUCGCUGACACACCAUAAUCUGCUCAAUAAUGGUUUGUCUAUCGGUCGAUGCAUGAAUCUCACAGAGCAAGACGUUCUCGACGUUUUCUUCUUGAGGCAUUUAUCUAACCAUCUCAAACGCCUCGUAUUGGGUAACCUCGCCGCCUGGUCGCACGGGGCCUGCAUAGUCUACCCUUCUGAGAUCUUCCACCCACCCUCCAUCGUAGAUGCAAUCAUCGAGGAGAAAUGCACUGCCCUCCAUGGUGUACCAACACACUUCAAUGGUGUCUUGUCUGAAGUGGACAAACGGCGUAGCAGUGGCGAAGCUGUAGACAUUCGGAAUCUCAGGCGAGGUCAAAGGACUGGAAUUGCUGCUGGUUCGCCGAUACCCAUUGAACUGAUGAAAAGCUUGAUUUCCAAGCUUAAUCUCAGCGAACUAACAAACGCUUAUGGAAUGACUGAGACGAGCCCUGUUUCUUUUCAAACUAUACCAACUGAUCCAGUUCUCAAACGCGUGGAGACUGUCGGCCGAGUUCAACCACAUGUCAAGGCCAAGUUAAUUGAUUCAGAAGGAAAGAUAGUUCCUGUAGGAACACCAGGGGAGAUUUGUGUUGCGGGCUAUUUGUUGCAAAAGGGCUACUGGGAAGACAAACAACAAACAGACCAAGUGAUGCAAACCGAUGAGCAGGGUACACUCUGGAUGCAUACAGGUGACGAAGGUAUCAUGGAUUCAGACGGCUACCUCAAAAUCGUCAGCAGAAUCAAGGACAUUAUAAUCAGAGGCGGGGAGAAUUUGUUCCCAAUUCAGAUUGAAGAUGCCAUUCUGACCAAUCUCACGCCCUCGGUUGAAGAGGCCGCUGUCGUUGCCGUCCCAGAUAAUCAAUACGGCGAGCUUGUCGGUGUCUGGAUCGUCCGUCGGAAGUCUGGGCCCAUGAUUUCGAGGGAAGACAUACGUCGCAAGGUGUGGGAGGUCAUGAAUCCACAGAAUGCCCCGUCGUGGGUAUUCUUUGUUGGCGAGGACGGUCCAGAGUCUGAGCUGCCCAAGACGGCCAGUGGAAAAGUCAUGAAGCACAUUCUAAGGGAUUGGAGUCGGGAUUUAGCCAAGCGAGGGGUGGGUCGCGUGCAAACAUAG
This is a messenger RNA of Mycena indigotica, 1908 nucleotides long. RefSeq lists its product as uncharacterized. The transcript has 14 exons. NCBI's taxonomy places the organism in Eukaryota, Fungi, Basidiomycota, Agaricomycetes, Agaricales, Mycenaceae. Gene Ontology annotation, biological process: fatty acid metabolic process. The record is from RefSeq and is a predicted model, not a curated record. The coding region runs from base 1 to 1908 and encodes 635 amino acids. Gene Ontology annotation, molecular function: medium-chain fatty acid-CoA ligase activity.